UCUUGAUGUUUGAUUUGCGUUAUGUCUGGACAACAGAUGAAGAUUUGGGACCCAAAAACGCUAAGUGCACAUCUCGCCGCCCGCGGAGUGAGUCCAAGGGGUGUACAAAGUGUCAGAGACAAUGGUAUUACUGGUGAAAUGCUUUUGGACUUUUGUGAAGAAGACAUUCAUGAUGCGUUUUCUGUCUUCAAGGACCGAUUCAUAGUUAGAAAAACUAUACGUGAAUUCAAAUCGUUUACAAAACCGACGGGAAUGCAUAAUUCUCAGAUCUUGCAAGCGAAUGCUUUAAGUCUUGGACAAGCAAACAACACUGCAAGGCCCGUUGUUAGUAAGACUUUCACAGCAAGCUCACCACAACCAAAGUCACCUGCACAUACUUAUCAAGCGCCUGCUAACGUCAGCCAUCCAAGAACAUACUCCACGUUCCAGGCUCCUUAUUCUCAACACAAUUUACAGCACAAUCAGCCAAAGAAAGAAACAUUUCAGUUGACUAGACCAUCCGAAGUUAAGUUGGAAAAUGUGUCCAAACCCGGAUGUUCCAGUGCCAGCAGUGGUUCUUCAUUUUCUUCACAUUCGGAUGUCCAUUCCUUCCCUAAACCAGUCAGAAGUCCUCUUAUGCACCACGUGGUAUCCAGUUCUGUAGAAGAACGUGUGCCUAGACCCGACACUGUUAUAAUUCCCACAGGGGAACCAAUCACAAACAUUUCACAAAAUCAAGUUGUUCGAUCUCUUAAUAUUAUAACAGCGGAAGAAAAACAAAGGAUAAAAAGGUAUAGUGCAGAAGCUCUCCUGGAGAGAAAGUCUAUUCGCAGCAAACCAAACGAAGCCCAGCAUUUGGGAUCUCUUGCAAUUCGUAACGCUGCUCAGGUUGCUCAAAUAUGGGACAAUCCACCUGUUUUGAGAGAGAUUCCCAACGAAAAGAGAGAAACAUUCGUGAAUUCUUUGUUAGCCUUCGCUCCUCAAUUAGCAGACACAAUAGACAUGGUCUGGGUAAGACUGAGAGAAGCUCUGCAGAAUAGACGGAAGUAUUUGUCAGACAAAGAAACAGGGAAAAGACAAACAAAAGCAUAUAGAUCUAAUCCAUAUGAGAAGAGGAAGUCCAAUAGUCCUAUAUUGUUGAAAGUGACGGAGGCAGGGUCAUUGAUAGACCUUACAGAAACUAAGUAAAUCCCUUAAUAUUAAGUCUUUUCAGUUUUCAUAUUGCUGUUGUAUUUUAAAAUACUCUCUCAGAUAUUCAACAUGUCAUAUCCAGUAUUCAUGAACAAUCAAUUUUUGAUUGGUAUAAAUUGUAUCGGCCUAUUGGACAUCAUGGUGUAAUUUGCCUAAGGUAUAACACAGAAGUACAAAAAAUUGUGAUUUAGAACAGUUUAUUUACAAAUUAUAAUAAAUACUUUGUACAAAAUUUCUAUUGUCUACGAAGUAAAAUACAAGUGCA
Messenger RNA from Saccostrea echinata, 1435 nucleotides. RefSeq lists its product as uncharacterized. The record is from RefSeq and is a predicted model, not a curated record. The transcript is spliced from 2 exons. NCBI's taxonomy places the organism in Eukaryota, Metazoa, Mollusca, Bivalvia, Ostreida, Ostreidae. Bases 22 to 1167 code for a protein of 381 amino acids.